Molecule: messenger RNA, 1279 nt
Organism: Lutra lutra (Eurasian river otter)
Lineage: Eukaryota; Metazoa; Chordata; Mammalia; Carnivora; Mustelidae
Gene: TRAPPC3
Product: trafficking protein particle complex subunit 3
Exons: 5
Coding region: 107-649 (180 amino acids)
Biological process (GO): intra-Golgi vesicle-mediated transport; endoplasmic reticulum to Golgi vesicle-mediated transport
Cellular component (GO): cis-Golgi network membrane; cytosol; TRAPP complex
Source: RefSeq, a predicted model, not a curated record
CGGUGCCGGUCAGUCCCGAAGGCUGAGGGGCCGCGGCUGGGUCGAGCAGUGUCAGGAAGGGUGGCCGAGCGGGUCUGUGGCGAGGCGGGGUAGGGCAGCCAGCACCAUGUCUAGGCAGGCGAACCGUGGCACCGAGAGCAAGAAAAUGAGCUCUGAGCUCUUCACCCUGACCUAUGGGGCUCUAGUGACACAGCUAUGCAAGGACUAUGAAAAUGAUGAAGAUGUGAAUAAACAGCUGGACAAAAUGGGCUAUAACAUUGGAGUCCGACUGAUUGAAGAUUUCUUGGCACGGUCAAAUGUUGGAAGGUGCCAUGACUUUCGGGAAACCGCAGAUGUCAUUGCCAAGGUGGCGUUCAAGAUGUACUUGGGCAUCACUCCAAGCAUCACCAAUUGGAGCCCAGCUGGUGACGAAUUCUCCCUCAUUUUGGAAAAUAACCCCUUGGUGGACUUUGUGGAACUUCCUGAUAACCACUCAUCCCUUAUUUAUUCUAACCUCUUGUGUGGGGUGUUGCGGGGAGCCUUGGAGAUGGUCCAGAUGGCCGUGGAGGCCAAGUUUGUCCAAGACACCCUGAAAGGAGAUGGCGUGACAGAAAUCCGGAUGAGGUUCAUCAGGCGGAUUGAGGACAAUCUCCCAGCUGGAGAGGAGUGACCGUCCCCAGGACUUGAGGGUCGCUAGCAGGAGAACUUGUUGGAAUCAGAAGCCUCAGAGCUCCCUCUGCCCCUUAGAACUCAGUGACUGUUUAUCACGGUUGUUACAUAUUCUCCUAACUCUGUUUCCAUUCGCCAGCUAAUAAAGAGCAGACUGUAAUAACAGUCCAUUCACCCCCCCAAGUGUGCACAUUCGGGAGGGAAACUCUUUGCUCCCUUUCCCUUCAGAGGGGUUGGAUGCAAUCAUCUUUGGUCGGACUAGAAAGAGCUCAGCCAGUUUACAUUCCCAUUCGGAUUUUCCAAAGCAAAACCCAUUUUGACCCUGUUAAGAGGCAAGCCUGGCGCAUCUAUUCCUGGGCCUUCGGAAUGCCAAUGGUGAAUGGCUGAGAGAAUCCAGGGUUGUGGGGUGGGGGAGGGGAGGCUGAUGGGGUGGAUAGGAAUUGCUAGUUGUAGUGUGACACACUCUAGUGCUUGCCCGGAAAGGGGAGUUAGGCCAGGAACACGGACUUCUGGGAAGCCACCCAGGUCUUGUUCCUCCCUGCUGUUUGGAGGCGACAUCUCCUCUUUUUAUAGAGGGUCCAUCCUUCUUUCUUACAGAUUCUUCAAUAAAGACACAUUCUUGAGUGAAAUC